Messenger RNA from Megalopta genalis, 4192 nucleotides. NCBI's taxonomy places the organism in Eukaryota, Metazoa, Arthropoda, Insecta, Hymenoptera, Halictidae. The record is from RefSeq and is a predicted model, not a curated record.
GAAGAAGUUUGUCAUGGGUCACAGAGAUAGGGACAGUAAGGGUCAUCUCUUGACUCCUAUGAACUCAGUUUACUUUUGUUGAGCUACUACUGCACACCAUGAGGAUUACAGAUGUUAAUGAUAUGCUACAAGUGCUAAUACAUAAAUUAAGAGGAGCUAUAUUCGUUCUACUUGUAUUGUGCAAUAACAAUGUUGUAUACAUGUUGUUUCAAACAGGAAAAGAGUAUACUUAUUCUUAUACAGCACUUUCAAGUUCCGGUGUUUUACUACCAAAUCUUGCAUCAUCUUUGUGGGGAUUUCACGGAAAACUUUUAAUUCAAUCAGAGCAAAAUAUAACUACUAUGCAGUUGGAAUCGUUGAAAAUGACUGUAUGGAAUGGUAAUACGCAAGAAAAAGGCAAUGAUCAAGAUAUUACUGAUGAUGUAGCAGAACUUCUGGAACCAUUUCAAAUUACAUAUGGGAAUGGUCUUAUCAAAAAUUUUAGCACAGUAGCUACCUCCCCUUGGUCCAUAAAUAUAAAACGAAGUAUAGCUGGUAUUUUUCAAUUAGAUCUCCUUAAUUUGGAGAAGAAUAUAGCUUUUCGUUCUACUGAGAAAAAUCAUUAUGGACAAUGUGAUAUUGAAUAUAUUACUAAUUCUCAAGAAGGCAAUGAAUUGGUGAUAAGAAAAUUUGUAGACCCUCGAACAUGUAUUGGUCAUCCUCAUCGCACAUGGUCUAAUGUCCCAAAAAUGUUGUGUCCUAAUGGUGACCAAAAUCCAAUAUUAAAAUCCAGUGAAAGGAUGUACAAAAUUCAGGCAAAUGGAACCUUAAACGAAAUUUUAUUUAUUAAUGCUACUGGAGGCAUAUAUGUUCAACCUUUUCAAAGUUUUGGAGAAGCUCAGUUUCAUUUUACAAGACAAAUUUUCAAGUUAAUUUCAGUAGAAGAUACAGCAAAUAAAAUACCUACUCAAAACUUACAUUCUAUGACUCUUCAACAUGAACUUCCAGAACUUGAUCUUACUCAAGGUAGAGGUACUCCUGACAAAAAUACUAUUUUCAAAUCUAUAGGAACUUUAUUAGAUAGAUUAAGUCAAAGACUCGAAAAUCCAGGUUUGGAUACAGAAACUGAUAAUUUACACAAUAGUACAAUCUCUAUCUUACUUUAUUAUCUUGGGAUGUUGGAUGUUGUCGAUUUACGCAUAGCCUACACUAAAAUCUCAGGGACAAGUUACAAAGAAGAAACUAUCCGAAAUAUGUUUCUUGAAACUCUUCCACAAGUUGGAACAAAAGAUGCUGCACUGUUUAUAAUGGAAGUAAUCCAAGAUACAAAAGUAUCAGACAUGUCUGCAAUUCAACUUCUUACUCAAUUACCAUUUCAUAUUCGAAAACCUGAUGUUCAAUUAUUACGAAAUCUUCAAGCACUUCUAAAUUUGCCAGAAAAAAUUUCUGCUGAAGUUCAAAAUACUGCAAUUCUCGCAUAUGGAACGUUGAUCUAUAAAACAUGUUUAUUAUAUUGUCCGUAUGAAAUUUUAGAUGACUAUGUGCGCCUUUAUUUGGAUAAAUUUACAGAGACACUGGAAUACGAGAAGAAAAUGAUUUGGUUGGAAGGAUUAGCUAAUAUACAAUUAGGAAGAGUAGUUGAAUUUUUAAAACCUAUUGCUAGUGGUAAUAAUGCAGAAUCACGACAUUUUCGAGUUCUUGCUGCUUGGGCGUCUCUUCCAACAGCUCCAUUAAGACCUGAUGUUAUUUAUCAAGUUUAUUGGCCAAUUUUAAUCAAUAGAACUGAACAUUUAGAAAUGAGAGUAGCUGCAUUAACGUUGUUAAUUGUUUCAAGUCCUACAUCAAGCAGAUUGAUAUCGUUGUACUGGUAUAUGCAAACAGAACCCAAUCAACAUCUGUACAAUUAUUUUUAUACUACUUUAAAAUCCAUGGAACGAACAACGUAUCCUUGUUAUGUUCACAUAGGAGUUAUAGCUGCGCAAUUUACAAGAGUACUUCGUCGAUUACCAACAAAUCAGUAUUCAAUUACCGGUAAUUAUUUAUUUGAUUAUCAAGAUAUGUACAGAAAAUUUGGAACAAUGAUAAGUGGUAUUGUUGUUGCUAAUCCUUUGACCAACAUACCUGAAGUAUUAUACGUAACCCUCAACACUUAUGGAAGUGCAAUUAAUAUGAAUCAUUUAUCUUUAUAUAUAAAAGGUGAAGGUCUUCUACAAUCAUUAUCGACAUAUUUUGAUGGUCCAUCACAAGUGAAAGAUAUAUUAAAACAGUUCAAAAUAAAUCAAAAGGACAGUGGUCCUGUACAUUUAGAAGUAAUUGCUCGUGUUCAAGAGAAAACGGUUUUAUGCCUUCACUUAAAUGAAACAAAUAUUAUAUCAGGAUUUAAGUAUUUAUCAUCUUUACCUAGCAAAGUGUAUCACAUAUAUCAAAAUGUUGAAUUUCAUAUUAACCAGCAACGUAUUAACGUACCAGUAACAAUAGAAUCAGUACAAGUUACAGAUUUAGGAGCGAAUGCUAGACUUGCAGUGACAACUACAUCACUGUUUUCUAUGAGGGGAAACUUUACACAUGUCCCAAGCGGUCGUAAUAACCAUGUUAUUCUACGUACAUCCAUUCAUAGAUCAGAAACAAUUGAAAAUUAUAAUCCUUUAAUUGAUGUAUGGCAUGGUGCUGAAAGAGCUCAUUCUAUUCAUGCAUAUGUACCAGUUAAUAUUACACUUGGUUUCGAAGAUCGUCCUUUUAUUUCAUAUAAUACUCCUGGAGAACAUCUUAAAAUGGGUCUCACAGUUCAUGUUAGGACAGCUACCAAUAUAAGAGGAAAGAAUGUUAAAGCAAAGUUGCUUAAAAUUUGUCCUAAUUGCAGCCUAUUAUAUAUAGUUAAAAAAACACCAAUGUAUAAACCAGAAGAAGUACCAUUGUUUCAAAUUGAUUUAGCAGAAUUAGGAAGCCAAGUAUGUGUAAAAUUAUUUGACUGUGAAACUUCAAUAUCAUCAGAAAAAUUAAUUCGUGACGUAUUCUUUUCACAUCAAGCUAAUUGUCCUAUUUGGCCAUUUCUGCAGUUUGCUUUAACAGCACUUCAUUUCCUAGAUUACUAUACAUAUGUUCCACCAAAAGGUAGUUGUGGUUUAGCAGCUUAUAUUAGUACAAUUGAUUCACAGCGAACUCAAGUGAGAUUUGAAUAUAUCAAAGGCCCAAACCAUCAUAUGCUAUCCUUAACACGUCGGAGCCUUGAAUCGUCACAAGUUCUUCAACAAUGGAAUGUAGCUGCUCUUUAUGAAAUUACAAAUUGGGUUUCUGAUGUAAUGAAAAUUAAAGCAACUAAAAUUGUACCAGGGCAGAAAGUUUUCAAGUUUUGUUUAGAGACAGAAAAAGAAAUACCUUGGGAUUGGAACUUCAUUAAUAUUGAACCAAGUGAACCUGCUAAAAUAGUAUUAAAUGCAGCAUGGGGAUUUGCUGAUACAGCAAAAGGUAAAUGCACUGGAUCUUCAGUAACACUGAAUUUACUUGGUGAAGUCAGUAAGGAUCAAUUACAAGAAGCUCAAGAAUCAAAGUGGCCAUAUAAAGAAUGUCGUGAACAGUCUAAGGGAAAACAAUUUACACCAUUUUCUGAUGUAUGUUAUGAAGCUUCAAGAGAAUUAUCCACUUUGCGGAAAUAUCAAGUUAUUGCACAACAUGAAAAUAUGCCAGAAAAUUUGAUGAAACUAGCUUGGAGAUUUCGUGCAUUUUUUGAUUUAAUUGGGGGAAACAGUAGUUCAAAUUCUAUGUCCAAAGAGUUUAAAGUUACUGCAAAAUUUCCAAAGAACUCGGAAAUUGGUGAAUUAUCACUGAACGAUGAUAAAGUACUUAUCGAAUAUAACUAUUAUUUUAUUGAUACUUUCUUAACAAGAACUAGAAUCCACAAAUACACAGACUGGUCAUUUAUGAAAGCAUUUUUUGGCACAUGUAUUAUAACACCAGAAACUAUAAGAUCAAUUCACAACGUGAAUUAUUCAUUUCAAAACAAACAUGAAGUUUUAUUACUUGGUCAGUGUUAUGAUGAAAAUCCAAAAUAUGCAAUAACAUCGCGCAAUGAUUUAUAUGGUGUUAGUAUCAAUAUCUAUGAUGAAUUAGAUACUGUACGAAUUAUACCUAAUGAAAUUGGUGGAACUCUAUACAAUAACACAAUAUAUAUUCCACUGCCGCAAAGCUAUAUGUUCCAUGCCCUGGGUUCCAAAAA